UCUGAUGUUAUCUUCUUAGUUAGGUUGUUUCUGGCAAAAGAUUGAGUAGCAACAAAAUCUCACACAAGUAGUGUAAUGAAGACAUUUGGGACAAGGAUCUGUGGUUUAAUUAGGGUGCAAAAAAUAAAAGUGAAAGUAAAAUGAACGAAAUAUAAAAACGCUACAAGGAUCUGUGGUUUGACAAUACUUCUGUGUUUAUUAUGUUCAUAGAGGAAGAUGUAUGUGGAGUGGAGAAAAAUAAAAAAUAAAAAAUAAAAAAUAAAAUGUGAAAUGCUUGAGGUUGAAGCUAUUGGAUUGGAUAUAUUAAUUAAUUUAAGAUAAUACAUGUCCAACAUGAUCAGGUUUAAAAAAAUAAAAUCAGGUUUAGAUUCCCCUUGGAAAAAAGACAAGUUUUAUCAAAUGCUAAUAGGUUGCUUGGAUUUGUCACGUAAUCAAAGGAGAAACUAUAUAUUAGGCCUCCUCCCUGAGAAAACCUGCAAAAACAGAAACGAAAGCUCCCAAAUAGAAAUUUUCCCAGAGACCAAACAAAACUUUAGAAAAAACACACACACAAAAAUGGAGCACAAUGAGGUUGUUGGUUUUUCCAUAGGGGUGGUAUUGAUAUGGGUUGCAUGGUCAAUAAUAUUGUUGGUAACCCUUCUUCGACGACGUCGUUUGGAGGAGGUAGCAGGGCACCUCCCACCCGGGCCAAGAUGGUGGCCUAUGGUGGGCAACAUCUUCCAACUGGGUUUGGGCCCGCCCCACGAAUCAUUUGCCAUGCUGGCCCGAAACCACGGCCCAAUCAUGACACUUUGGCUAGGAUCCAUGAGCACCGUAGUGAUCUCGUCGAGCCAAGUGGCCCGUGAAAUGUUCAAAAACCACGAUGUGGUCCUAGCCGGUCGAAAAAUCUACGAGGCCAUGAAGGGUGAUUAUGGCAACGAAGGCUCGCUGAUCACGGCCCAAUAUGGGCCUCAUUGGCGCAUGUUAAGGCGCUUGUGCACGACUGAAUUCUUCGUGACAAGUCGCAUCGAUGCCAUGUGUCGUGUACGUGCCAAAUGUAUCGAUGGAAUGGUGCAGUUCAUAGAGGAUGCUGCGUCGGAAAUGAGUACCAAAACAGAUGGCAUUGAUUUGGGUAGGUUCAUUUUCUUGAUGGCUUUUAAUCUGAUUGGAAACCUCAUGUUUUCUAAGGACCUAUUGGACCCAAAAUCGGAGAGAGGGGCUAUGUUUUUUUACCAUGCAGGAAAGGUUAUGGAGUUGGCUGGGAAGCCAAAUAUGGCAGAUUUCUUUCCAAUUUUGCGUUGGCUUGACCCACAAGGCAUCAGGAGGAACACCCAAUUCCAUGUGGAAAAGGCCUUUGAAAUUGCAGGUGAGUUUAUAAGAGAAAGAAUGGAGAGCAUGGAGAAUGGUGGAAAUGAUGGCAUAGAGAGGACAAAAGAUUUCUUAGACGUACUAUUGGAAUACCGUGGUGAUGGUGUUGAUGAGCCCUCUAGGUUCUCUUCUUCAAGAACCGUCAAUGUCAUUGUUUUUGAGAUGUUCACUGCAGGAACUGACACAACCACGAGCACACUAGAGUGGGCAAUGGCAGAGCUUCUAAACAACCCAAAAACCCUGAAAAAAGUUCAAGCCGAGCUAAGAAGCACCAUAUCCUCCAGCGACAAGCUCCAAGAGAAAGACAUUGAAAACCUCCCAUACCUUAAAGCAGUCAUCAAAGAAACCCUCAGGCUCCACCCACCCCUUCCCUUCCUGGUCCCACACAUGGCCAUGGACUCUUGUAAAAUGCUAGGGCACCACAUUCCCAAAGGCACCCAAAUUCUGGUCAACGUCUGGGCCAUUGGACGUGACCCAAAGACGUGGGAGGACCCUCUGCUUUUCAAGCCUGAGAGGUUCUUGGAGCCCAACAUGGACGUUGAUUAUAAAGGGCAGCAUUUUGAGUUCAUCCCAUUUGGUUCUGGCCGUCGGAUGUGCCCUGCUGUGCCACUAGUCUCUAGGGUACUCCCUCUGGCUCUAGGGUCACUCUUGCACUCGUUUGAUUGGGUUUUACCAGAAGGGCUUGAGCCAGAGAAUAUGGAUAUGGCUGAGAGGAUGGGGAUCACACUUAGAAAAUCUGUACCUUUGAAGGUUAUACCUAUACCUUACCAAGGGCAUGUGGGAUGCUCAAUCUAAUGCAUUUUUAUUUAGGUAAGCCAAGCAAUGGGGUCAAUUUGUGAUAAGUUUGUUUGUUAAAUAUGUUAAUUAAUAGCUGAUUGUUGUAAUUGAUGUAAUAAAAGUACAGAAUGAUGUAUGUGGGGAUUAUAUAUAAUUAAUGUGAAUUGUGGAAGCUAUAAUUACUAUAUGUAUUAAUGAUAAACCAAUUUGUAUUUGUA
Molecule: messenger RNA, 2342 nt
Organism: Prunus persica (peach)
Lineage: Eukaryota; Viridiplantae; Streptophyta; Magnoliopsida; Rosales; Rosaceae
Product: cytochrome P450 76A1
Exons: 2
Coding region: 325-2142 (605 amino acids)
Molecular function (GO): iron ion binding; oxidoreductase activity, acting on paired donors, with incorporation or reduction of molecular oxygen; heme binding
Source: RefSeq, a predicted model, not a curated record